AUUUUAAUGCCCUGCUUUUCAUAAAUGUAUGAACUAGAGCAUGUCUUUGAUUGCCUGACAUUCACACGUACAACAUUUAUUAUGUUUGGUACAGUGGCUGAGCUUAAUCACGUGACAAAUUCAUCUCGAAGACAAUGGUUUCUCAAACUGUUUACACACUAUACUCGAUAAACGUGUGAUUUGGUAGGCAGUCGUUGAAGUGACUACAGAUAACUAUCUGUCGGUCUUCAAAUCAUGAGCUGAUCAUCUUUAAAUCAGUGGUCGAUUUGAUCAGGUCUUGGCAGUGUUCGAUUUGACCCCGGAGCCUGUGACGGAAUAGAGUAUUAAUUGGGGUUUACUUCUGUGCAUGUUUUGUUUCUACACCUUCAGAUUAAAACAUUAAGGUCGUUCACAUCAUAAUUAAGAAUCAUUUCUUUUACAUGCUUUCUUAGUGGAAAGGUAGGUUUAAUUAUUUAUAUACACGUGUGUACACACCAAAACUUGGAGCAUCCUUUGUUUGAUAACCUGAUCAGUGAUUGAUCAUUAUUCACCAUGGACCUCAAUCAAGCUAAGGAAGCAUUUGAACUGUUGCUGCACAGUGUGCGACCAGGGGCAACCCGGCAGUUUAUUGCAUGGCUUGAAGACCGAAUUGAAGAUGAACAACUGAUGAUGGAAAAGGAAUGGAGCAGACAGGAUAAAAUACUUGACAGCAUAAGGGAGGAUAUAAGGGGAAAAUUACCACUAACAGCCAUGUCGGAUACAGAAACCAUCCACAUUCCACAGUACAAGAAUCUCAACCCUAAGACAACAGUCCAUGUUGAUGCAUUCUUGUAUGAUGAUGAUUUCGUAGAAAGGCUGUGUGAAGAGGGAAAAAUGAGCCGAAAUGUCUGCACCCAGUGUGGUUCCCAUGACACUCAGCCUUUGACUCUUCUUACCCACUCGGCAUCCAUCACACAGAUCAAAUACAUUUUUCUUCAUGUUCUUCCAUCUCUUCAGGGGAGAAAAUUUGUUGACAUUGGCUCACGAACUGGUGCUAUUCUUUAUGGGGCUUACCUUUACAGUGCCUGCAGUCAGAUUAUUGGAGUGGAAAUGGAUAUAUCCUUCUGUCAUCUGCAGCAGCACAUUGUCUCUUCAUAUAACUUUCAGGACAGAAUAAAGAUUGUCCAUGAUGAUGUUUUAAAUCAGCUGAAUAUGAUAAAAAAUUGUGAUGUUCUUGUGCUGAAUAAUGUCUUUGAAUUUUUCCUCACCAGUGAGCAGCAAGUACAUGUUUGGAAACAGCUGUUUACUGUUCUUAGAAAACCUGGAACUUUGCUGGUUACUGUACCUAGCAUUGAAGAAUCUUUAGAGCAUUUGGAGACAGGAAUUGAUGUCAUGAAAUGGCUGAGACCAGUUGAUCUGAGUGAUAAACUGGAAGAGGCCAGGAUACUUCUUAAAAAAACAGAUGAUGCCGACGAACUAGACAAAAUUUACUUGUACCAGGUUGCAGCUCGAAGUCAAAAUAAAAAGGAAUUAUAAACAUACUGGACGUCCAUAAUGAUGCCUCCACUCUGGUGCCAUGACAAGAGGUGCAGGAUAAGACUCUCCUAUGCUGACUUGUGCACUAGACAACGCA
Molecule: messenger RNA, 1591 nt
Organism: Pomacea canaliculata
Lineage: Eukaryota; Metazoa; Mollusca; Gastropoda; Architaenioglossa; Ampullariidae
Exons: 10
Coding region: 532-1494 (320 amino acids)
Molecular function (GO): methyltransferase activity
Source: RefSeq, a predicted model, not a curated record